This is a messenger RNA of Mollisia scopiformis, 598 nucleotides long. RefSeq lists its product as uncharacterized. The record is from RefSeq and is a predicted model, not a curated record. Lineage: Eukaryota; Fungi; Ascomycota; Leotiomycetes; Helotiales; Mollisiaceae. Bases 154 to 474 code for a protein of 106 amino acids. The transcript has a single exon.
AUAAAAGCAUCUCCUUCUCAUCUUUCUUUCCGUACACCCUAUCUCCUUUCCGGCGUUAAUUGUGGGGGGUUGCGAGCAGCAUGGCGUUUGUCAAUUUUCUAUCUUGUCGCUGUCUCUGUUCCUGUUCGUCCAGUACUCUGUUGUAAUUGGUCUAUGGGUGGUGGUGUUGUUAUCAUCUUUUCAUCUGCUCAUUUGGUCUGCCGGGGUUGGUUUGGCAUAUUGUGGAUGGGUUGGCCGAAAGAAAAAGCUCCAGAACACACUCACACUCCUUUACGAUUGAUGGAUGAACAUAUUAUACGAUUUUCCUUGUGCGGUCAUUUGUGUUGCUGCUGCUGCUGCUGCGUUUUGCUUGCUGUUUCUUUGUCGUGGGAUGGAUGGAGGUGGAGGAUAUAUCACUCUGCGGAUGGAUGGAUGGAUGGAUGGAUGCUUUGCUGGGAAAGGUACAAUAAAUAUACAAAACAAUUGAUUGAUUGAUGGAGUAGGAGGGAUGGAAUGGGAAGGGUAGGAAUGAUCACGACCGAACAACAAAUCGAGGUGCGGGUUUUCUUUAUAUUAGCAAGCAAUUGAACAGUAUUCAAAAAUCUCCCUGGCUCCUUUU